Molecule: messenger RNA, 1026 nt
Organism: Amoebophrya sp. A120
Lineage: Eukaryota; Dinophyceae; Syndiniales; Amoebophryaceae
Source: the annotation of a GenBank genome assembly
AUGGACUACCACGAGCGGCUUUAUUGGGAAAAGCAAUACAAGGCGGGCAACUUUGGCGAAGUGUACGAAUGGCUGGGAAGUGGGGACGAUCUGCUGCCGUUUGUCUUGAAGGAACUGGUCCUCGAUGUGGAGCGUGAGAAGAACGAUGGCGGUGCCUCUAGCAGCAGUUCUGGAGCGCCAGCCGCUGCAGCAGCAGUGGCGUCUUCCGCCGGGGGAACCGGUGCUGGCAGUGGAACUACGAGCACUACGAGCUCGAGCAGCUCCGCGACCAAACGGAUCCUCCACGUCGGCUGCGGCAACAGCUUGCUCGGCGUGCAGCUUGAGGAGCAGUUGAACAGCAUAAGCGGCAUAUUUGCAGAUGCAGGUACCACCUGUUCAUCAUCCGACGCGACGACGACUUCCUACGCCAGUACUACAAUUGUCCCAAAAAGUUGUAGAACAGUGGUGGUUGACAACCUGGACUACAGUCAGACGGUGAUUAACCAGAUGAAGGAGCGUUUUCCCGAGCACAACUGGUACAAGGUCGACGUCGUUGUUGACGGGUUGUUGAAGCACGUAGCGGACAAGAAAAAUUCCGUUCACGCCGUGAUCGAGAAGGGACUGGCGGACGCUUUGCUUGCGAAUCCGGAUGGGAAAAAGAGGAACCAAGCACUUGCGGCUUACUUACAGGAGAUAUGUGCGGUUUUGGCAACAGGUGGUAAUCCUGUCAAGAAGGCGAGUGUAGCUAGUACCGCGCUGAUUUUCACGCUAGAGGGUAAGCGGAUGAAGGAAGCGAUUGCGGAAUGCGGUGGAUUGCCGGCCAGCCUGGAGUUGAAGAGUCUGCAGAGCUGUCGUAGGAAUUAUGCAGAAGGAACUGCAAAAAAUAACGAAGUCGAAGAUGAUGACGAAAUGUGCUCUCUGCUUGUGUUGCGAAAAAGAGUGAAAGAAAUUGGCGUUUUCUGCCAGAAAUGCAAGAAAAAGAAUCUGUACGCGAACAUCACUGCAGGAAGUCGGUGCGGCAGGUGCGGAUGUCUGCAUCGACCCUAG